Molecule: messenger RNA, 1006 nt
Organism: Daldinia decipiens
Lineage: Eukaryota; Fungi; Ascomycota; Sordariomycetes; Xylariales; Hypoxylaceae
Exons: 5
Coding region: 159-782 (207 amino acids)
Cellular component (GO): cytoplasm
Molecular function (GO): oxidoreductase activity
Source: RefSeq, a predicted model, not a curated record
UAUGGUUCGCCACAAAAGCAGUAUUCCACCUCAGGGAAAUAUUUAACGAUAUCAUGAAACGAGCACACCACCCGAAAGGACCCCCGGUUCCUGGGGCGACGGAGUCCUACUAGCUAGAAGACCCGCCAUAUCCAGACAUUGUCAACAUCGUACAAGAGAUGCCAUCAGAUCAGGCCGAAGUCAUCAUCAUUGGCUCUGGUAUUGCCGCUGCCGCAGCUGCCUACUCCAUACUGGUUGAAACCAGACGUGUAAACAACCUACGUCGCAUUCUCGUCAUUGAGUCCCGAGAGAUGUGUGGGGGCGGAACGGGUCGCGGCAAUGGUGUUUUGAACUGCUCACCACAUGAGAUGUUUUACAGGCUACGGAGUACUAUAGGUCUUCAUCGUGCCGCAGCGCUUGUAAGAUUCCAGCUAGCUCAUAUCAAAGUGCUGAGAGAGCUAUGCCAAGGUAUGGACCAGGAUAAUGCAGAGUUUCGCGAGAGAGAGAUGGUAGAAUUCUACCUUACCGAACGAGAUCGCAAAAUUGCGUUCGCUAAGGCGCAUUUAUUUGCACAGUGGGUUCCGGAAUUCAAGAUUGCAACCUUUAAGAGGGAUGAGGCGCGGGAGAGGUUCAAUGUGAGCCAGGUAGUGCAAGGAGCCUUAUCAUACGAUUCAGCGACGAUCUGGCCAUUUGGAUUCGUUAACUCUGUAUGGCAUCAUCUCCUACGCACAUAUAAACAAUUUCUCCACAUAAUGACACAUACGAACGUUGUUUCCAUUGACUCACUUAAAGGAGACCCAUGAUGGCUAUGUUGUCCGAACCACGCGUGGUAACUUCAGAUGCAAUCAUAUCGUGCACGCUACAAACGCUUUCGCCCCCGAUCUCGUGCCCGGCCUGCGUAGCAAGAUGACCGGGAUCCUCGGAACUAUGACUGCGUUGAAGCCAGGAUACAAGUUUAGCCUUUUAAACCUAGGCCGCGGAAAUGCAUGGUCUGUUGUGCAUGGGAAAACAAGCGACAAUGCUAUGC